CAGAGCCGAUCAUGGCGACUCUCGGCGGCAGUCGUGGGGAUCGUCUCGGCAACACUAAUCAACAAAAGUCUUCUUUUGCAUCUCCAGAGAAAGUCCGUGAGCUCCUCAAUGCUGGAGUGUCACCAGCAGACACAGGAUCCAGCAGCGGACAAGGAAAUUUUAAAGUUCUGGAAGUAAAAAGCGACAUUCAAGCACCUUGUGAAGCAACGAACAAAGAAGCCUUUUUCUCUAGAGUGGAAUCUUAUUCAUGUUUGAAAUGGGCAGGCAAACCCCGCACGCUGUCCCCUCUGAUGUGCGCCCGAUAUGGCUGGAUCAACAUCGGCCGCGAUAUGCUCAAGUGCUCCAGCUGCCAGGCUUUCCUCUGUGCAUCACUACAACCAACUUUAGACUUUGAAAAAUAUGGAACCCGCAUUGCAGAGAUUUCAAGGCAGCUUCAGACGCAGCAUGAGAAGUUUUGCCCCUGGCCUGACUUUCCAUGCCCCGAGCGGUUCUGGCUGGUUCCAGCCUCUGAACCAUCAACACUCCUCGCUGCCUUCUUAGAGCGUUUCCAGCGCACCUGUCUACUUGCACAGCAGCUGCCCGCCAUGAAGCCGGAGCAGCUGAAGUCCAUGUCUUUGACUGAGGAUGUUAUCAGUGUUAUUCUGCAGCUGAUCGAGGACGAACAAAAAAGAAAGGGAACUUCUCCGUGCUCUGAACCUUUGGCUGUGCAGGUGGCUGCAUGCAUUGUUUCUCUCUGUGGCUGGGCUGCAAGCCCAGCUCUGCACGCCAUCAACCUGCCCAUCCUCACCUGCUCGUACUGUAUGCGCAAGGUGGGCUUGUGGAACUUCCACCAGAUGGAGGGAACAGGAGGUGAUGGAGACGUCUCACCAAACCCAGCAGGCACCCCUGCUCAAACAACAGCUCCUGCCUCAGCAGCCACACAUGAGGGCCAGGGGGACCAGCCUGCUUCUGCCUCAUCCACCCCCGCAACUCCAUGUCGCAUGAAGCUGAGGAGCCAGGACUCCACCCGCUCUGACCAGGGUGAAGGAGCCUCUCCUGCGUCUUUGCGUGCCCGUAGCAGAGACUCACCAAGCCCCAGUGAAGAGCUGCAGAGUCCUUUGCCCAGGGGCAAAAGGGCUGCAACUCGUGGUAAAGGACAGGGGGACAACGCCGGGGGUGAUGGAGCUGCCAGCCUGUAUCACCCUCCCAAACGCCUGUGCCUCUCAUCAGUUGGUGGUCCUGAUGAGCUCCUGCACAGGAAUGUAUUUGACCCCCUCGCUCAGCACAGAGAGUGGUGUCCCUGGAUCUCUGUCGGAAAGGAGAAUGUGGAUCCAGGGACAGCCCCCUUUUUGGAUGGAGACUCUGCGCUUCAUCAGCAGGGCUGGAAGGCUGCCCUCGACCUCCUCAUGCCCAUGAAGAAGAACUCCAGUGCAGCAGGAGGCAGCCCAGGACAGGGCCCCCGGGACAAAUCCAAAAGGGUUUUUGCUAUAUUCCGUCAGUGGCAGGUAUCCUCCUCUCCGUCUCAGUAGACUGUUUCCAUCCAAACAGCAUCGCAACACUGAAUGAUGAACUGACCUGCCCUCUUUUUUCUGUGGUACAGAGUCCGCAGUACCAGUGACAGGAGUGUCAUAUCAUAUCAAUGUAUGCCAUCCCUAAAAGUCGUGUUUACAGUCAAAGUGUUUCAGGAGGGAAAGGAAGCUGAGUGUGUCUUUCGACAAAUGAAUGAGUGUCUUUUCCGUGAACAGUGAAAUAUGUGAAGGAUGCCAGUGUGGCUUUAAAACCUUUGAAUUCUGAUUCAUGAAAAUUGGGGUGUGCAGAUAUUUGGGCCUCUGUAGGCCUUGUAUCAUGUGUAUACGUAAGUAGUCAAAAGUAAUAGAACACAUCUUGGUGUAUUAAUUGGCCACAGAAAGGCAUUUACUAACCUCAUGUGAAGUCUGCUUCGGUAGUCCUACAUGACAUAAUGGUAGUCUGAAUUUCAGUCGAAUACAAGAGACGAGAAGUCCAUGGGAACGGGCCAAAUGGCUUGACACUGGAAAGGCAAUGUUUACCUUCAAUGUAUGUUGAGUCAUAUGAGGGAGUGGUCGAUUUUUAACCUCAGAUUAGCAAGAAAAAAACUGUGAGGAAGUCAUUUUCUGUGUGUACUGUUGUGCUUGAAAAUCAACAUGGACAUGAGUUCUCUUUGAAAAGAACAAUCGUUUUUUUUUUGGAGUAGUAAAAUGUUUGUUAUCAUUUUGUCAAUCCUGAUCACUGCAGGCAGGUAGAACCAUGUGCCAUGAACGUCAAACCUGUUUGGAAUUAGUUUUCAGGAUGCCUGUACUUCCUUUUGCCUUCCUUUGACAUCUCACUGCGAAUGCAGUCCUCUCUAUCUUGCAUGUGCUUUUAUCUUCGUAGUUUCCUACAAGGGUUUAAUAAAAUGCUGUUCUGAAA
Plectropomus leopardus (leopard coralgrouper) is the source of this 2406-nucleotide messenger RNA. It is a transcript of the gene zc3hc1, whose product is annotated as zinc finger, C3HC-type containing 1. Gene Ontology annotation, cellular component: nucleus. Lineage: Eukaryota; Metazoa; Chordata; Actinopteri; Perciformes; Serranidae. Gene Ontology annotation, molecular function: zinc ion binding. The record is from RefSeq and is a predicted model, not a curated record.